AUGGGAGACGAACAACUGGCAAAAUCUGGUCUCUAUGUUGAUGAUUUCAAUCAACUCCGACUUCUAGAUCCUGAUGUCGCUGAGCUCCUUCAAACUGCUCAAGACAAGUCUUCGGAGUUCAAUGAGCAGCUGAAAAGUUUCCAAACAGUAACCUGUGGACUCAUUGACAGUAUCGAGGAGUUUGCGAAUGUCGUGGAAACUGAAAAGAUCAAAGCAAUGAUGGUACGGAACACCCAGGAACGCGAUUUGGCUGAAGAUGAUCCGGUGCUUCUUCAAAUGACGAUUCGAGAGUUGACAGUUGAGAAAGAAAGGUUGAGAGUGGAGUUGGAAGCUGUCAAAAAAAUUGAGAAGGAGCAAGAGGAGUGCAUUCAAAUGAUGACUGAACACUGA
Molecule: messenger RNA, 390 nt
Organism: Caenorhabditis briggsae
Lineage: Eukaryota; Metazoa; Nematoda; Chromadorea; Rhabditida; Rhabditidae
Gene: Cbr-ift-20
Product: Protein CBR-IFT-20
Exons: 3
Coding region: 1-390 (129 amino acids)
Biological process (GO): protein localization to cilium; centrosome localization; intraciliary transport
Cellular component (GO): centrosome; cilium; intraciliary transport particle B
Source: RefSeq, a predicted model, not a curated record